This is a messenger RNA of Uranotaenia lowii, 2796 nucleotides long. RefSeq lists its product as uncharacterized. The coding region runs from base 1 to 2796 and encodes 931 amino acids. The transcript has 2 exons. The record is from RefSeq and is a predicted model, not a curated record. NCBI's taxonomy places the organism in Eukaryota, Metazoa, Arthropoda, Insecta, Diptera, Culicidae.
AUGUCGCUUCGUGAACUAUCAGCCAAAGAGCGAAGGGCUCUAAAAACGAUUGAUUCAGUGCUGUGCUUUGUGGACCAACAUUCAGACAUCGAUCAUCAACAAGUUGAAGUUCGUUUGCAGCUGUUAGAAAGUGCAUACAGUGAGUUUGUGCAAAUGCGAUUGCAGAUAGAACUGCUGCUCGAGGAUGAGGACGUGAAGGAAGUGGUCGACGAAGAUGCAUCGGACACUGAACGUCUCGUCAGUUUGGGCGCAGCAGCACAAAGAAGAGAGGAAGAAAGUGAUGCAAUUUUUUCUAAAGCCGAACUGAAGUACUGCCAGGCCAAAUCAGCAUUAUUGAAAUUUUUGCAUGCAGACAUCCAGCAUUCCAACACACAACCAUCUCACCCAACUGCACCCGCUGUGGAAUCGAGGGUGAAACUUCCCGAAAUACGGUUGCCAACUUUUUCUGGACGAUUAGAGGAGUGGAUCCCAUUCAGAGAUGCUUUCAAAAGUCUUAUUCAUCAAAGUGAUAAGCUCUCUGCAAUGGAUAAAUUCACGUAUUUAAGGGCCUCGCUUUCAGGAGAAGCUCUUCAAGAAAUUGGAUCGAUUGCCUUAUCUGGAAGUAAUUAUGACGUCGCUUGGAAUGUUCUCGAGGAUCGCUACCAAAAUCACAAGCUCAUAGUCAAGGCACACCUGGACUCGUUAUUUGCGAUAGAGCGAAUGAAAAGGGAAAAUUUCGAAUGCUUGAACCUAUUGAUAUCUGAGUUUGAGAAACACCUCCAAAUGCUCGCUAAAAUUGGAGAGGACAUCGGUGGUUGGAGCACCAUUCUGGUGCAUAUGGUUUGUUCCAGAUUAGAUCCAAUAACGUUGAAGCUUUGGGAAACCAAUCAUAACUCCAAAGAAGUCCCCUGUUAUGAAAAUUUGAUUAUGUUUCUCAAAAAUCACUGUUCCGUCCUACAAUCCCUUUCAUCAUCGUCAUCUUCUGCACAGCCAGAGAACAGGAAGCCACGAUUCGGGGUGAAUCACGCCGCAACUUCAGGUCGAUGUAGUUUUUGCGCCGAAUCUUUCCACUCGGCCUUUGUCUGCCGGAAGUUUCAGAAGAUGACGGUUGCCCAAAGAUAUGAAGCGGUAAAAAAGAUUGGUUUGUGCAUGAAUUGCUUAGCAGCUAGUCAUCUAGCACGAAAUUGUACCCGAGGAUUCUGCCGCCAAUGUGGGAGGAGACAUCACACGCUGCUGCAUUCAUCGAAGGAAACAAACAGUGUAAAACCGAAACCCUCCGAUGCGUCGGUGACAGCGAUCAACCGUAACCACCCCGAUAAUCGAUCAACACCUCAACAACAACAACCUUUACCCAGGCAACAACAACAACAGACCCAAAUAGUUAUAGACCCAAGACCUCCUACCACAUCAACUGCAUUACCAAUUGUCAAUGAAACUUCGCACAGUACUCACCCACUGCAUGCCACAGAUCCUAACCCACAACCACUUACCAUUGCACUUCCCUUACACUCCACACACCAAAUUCUUCUAUCAACUGCCCUGGUGAAAGUUUCCGAUUCGACAGGCCGAAGCGUUCUAGCUAGAGCCUUGUUGGAUUCCUGCUCCCAAAAUUGCUUUGUCACGUCCAAACUUUGUCGUCAACUCCACUUGAAAGAAUUCCCCGAAAUUUUGAAUCUGCAUGGAAUUGGAGGCACCUCAGGCUGUUCCAGAAAGGCUGUCCGUGCAAAGGUUGCACCUCGUAUCGAUCGGAUUUCUAGCUUUUUGGAAGAGAUCCACUUCAACGUUUUACCAAGUUUGACGGUGCAGUUGCCGUCUCAAAGUUUCUCCAUUGGUGAUUGGACUAUUCCAAGGCACAUGACCCUAGCAGAUCCUGAAUUCCAUGAAAGAGGAGAAAUUGAUAUGCUGAUUGGUGCGGAAUAUUAUCUCGACUUAUUACGAACUGGUCAACAUAAAGUCAGCGAAGAGGGGCCUACUAUGCAGGAGACUGUAUUCGGAUGGAUUUUGGCUGGACGCAUUCCGGAAUCAAAAGGUUCAUCAAUUGAUUCAGGCGUUCAGCUAUGUACGAUGUCGGAACUUCAUGAACAGGUCACCAAGUUCUGGGAAUUAGAGACAUGUCAUGUGAAGAGCACCAACUCCGUGGAAGAAUCCUUGUGCGAGGAGCUUUUUCAGCGAGAAACUACUCGAGAUGAAACUGGCAGAUUUGUAGUAUCGUUGCCCAAGAAGGAUUUUGUCCUCAGUAAGCUCGGUGACUCCAGAGCCAAUGCCGAAAAACGCUUUUACGGAUUGGAGAAGCGUUUCGUGAACAAUCCAUCAAUCAAGGAGAUGUACCUCAAGUUCAUCCAAGAAUACCAGCAUAUGGGUCAUAUGAAGCUGGUUCCAGAUUCUGAAGAAGUGCUACGUUACUACUUACCCCAUCAUCACGUCUUGAAGCCAGAAAGAGUUUCCCUCAACGAUGGCCUCAUGGUUGGGCCAAUAGUUCAGGACGAUUUGGUCACCAUUGUCACUCGAUUUCGCCUACACAAAUUUGCAAUUGUGGCAGACAUUGCAAAAAUGUACCGCAUGAUCAAUCUUGCGGAAUCCGAUCAACGAUACCAGUGUAUUUUGUGGCGAAAUGAUCCGUCAGAACCGCUCAAGACCUACAAACUUUCAACCGUUACUUACGGUACAGCGAGCGCACCGUUUCUGGCUACUAGGUGCUUACAGAAGCUAGCAGAAGAUGGAGAGCAGAGUCAUCCUUUGGCCGCAAAAAUUCUCAAGAAGGAUUUUUACAUGGACGACGCAUUGAUCGGUAUUGAUACCCCCGAAGAAGGAAAAUAG